Molecule: messenger RNA, 743 nt
Organism: Passer montanus (Eurasian tree sparrow)
Lineage: Eukaryota; Metazoa; Chordata; Aves; Passeriformes; Passeridae
Gene: HOXC13
Product: homeobox C13
Exons: 3
Coding region: 21-743 (240 amino acids)
Biological process (GO): regulation of transcription by RNA polymerase II
Molecular function (GO): DNA-binding transcription factor activity, RNA polymerase II-specific; RNA polymerase II cis-regulatory region sequence-specific DNA binding
Source: RefSeq, a predicted model, not a curated record
GCCUGGGCCACUGCCGGGAGAUGCUGCCCGCCCCGGGCGGCGGCGGCGCGGACGGAGCCGCGUUCGCGGAGCUGGCGGGCGCGGAGCCGGCGCGGCAGUGCCCCUCGGGCUCGCUGGGCUACGGCGGCUACCCCUUCGCGCCGGGCUACUACGGCUGCCGCCUGGCCGGCGUCAACCUGCCGCAGAAGCCCUGCGGCUACCACCCGCCCGACAAGUUCGCCGAGGCCGGCGGGCCGCUGGCCGCCGAGGAGCUGCCGGCGCGGGCCAAGGAGUUCUCCUUCUACCCCGGCUUCCCGGGCUCCUACCAGGCCGUGCCGGGCUACUUGGACGUGUCGGUGGUGCCGGCGCUGCCCGAGCCGCGGCACGAGGCGUUGCUUCCCAUGGAAGGCUACCAGCCCUGGGCGCUGGCCAACGGCUGGGACGGGCAGGUUUACUGCUCCAAGGAGCAGCCGCAGCCCGCGCACCUCUGGAAGUCGCCGUUCCCAGACGUGGUGCCGCUGCAGGCCGAGCCCAGCCCGUUCCGGCGCGGCCGCAAGAAGCGCGUGCCCUACCCCAAACCGCAGCUGAAGGAGCUGGAGCGCGAGUUCGCCGCCAGCCGCUUCAUCACCAAGGAGAAGCGGCGGCGCAUCGCGGGCGCCACCAGCCUGAGCGAGCGCCAGGUCACCAUCUGGUUCCAGAACCGCCGCGUCAAGGAGAAGAAGGUGGGCGCCAAGGCCCGCGCCCCGCUCCUGCGCGACUCCUGA